AAUCAGCAGCGCACUCAAACAGGUGGAUAAAAAUGCCUAUUUUAUUCCAAAGCCUCAAAUCUGCAACAUAUAACAAUAAACCGUAAAGAAGACCUUUCAUCUAUAACUAUAACUAUUUAAGAUUACAAGUUUCAUCCAUCCCACUUUUAUGAACGAUGAACAAAACCAGCACAAACAGCACGACGCUGCGCUCAAGUCAUCACUUUUACGCACGUCUGUUUUUGUGCCAAAUAAAGAAACACAGCAGAAUGUGACAGCUGUCGGCCUGCACUAAGAAACCCGAGACGGCAGCCUCUGAAAGGCCCAAUCCCGGAAUUCCCACAGACCCCUAAGCGCUUCAGCAGACCACCACACCGACACUAGGAAAGAUACCAGCAGCAGCAGACAGACAGAAGUAGAAGUGACUAAUAUGUCGGAUAUCAUAACGUAUCAUGGUUGCAUUUUGCGCACAAGAAGUGUUGCCGUUGCUUUAUUUGAUCCUCGCUCCUCUGACAGCCGCACAAUAUGAAAACUACAGUUUCAGAAAAUUCACCAAAGAGGAGCUCAUGCCCCUCACCAAUGCGUACGGACUCGCUUUGGACCAUUACGCAGCAGAGAAGUGGACGGAAUCGGUAGAGUAUUUGGAACUGAGCUUGCGCCUGCACAGGCUCCUUAAAGACAGCGUGAGAUUCUGCGUGCUGCACUGUAAUAGCAGCAAACACGAAGAACCGUCCUGUGCAGGAAACCCGGAGCUGCGCGUCUACUGGCACGUUAUGAUGAGAGCGUCCUGUCAGAAGAAGUGCAGGGCUCACUUCCCCGCGCUGCAGCUCCCUCCCCCCGGCAGACAGAUCCUGGAGGACUUCAGCAGAAGAUCUCCCUACAGAUAUCUGCACUUUGCGUACUACAGGCUGAAUGACCUGCAGAGGGCCGUCCCUUGUGCCUACACCUUCCUCCAGAAGAACCCCGACGACCAGGAGAUGCACAGACUGAUGGAGGAGUACAAGAGCCAGUACGACCUGAGCGGCUACCUCACCGACCAUGAAGAGCAACCGUACGAGGACCCCUUCCUGAGAGGAGUGAAACUCAUCGGUUCGGGUGACCACAGCAGCGGUGUGGAGCACAUGGAGAAAGCUCUGAGGCUCUACCUCCACGAGUAUGACCUCUGUCAGGCGGACUGCGAAGGGAUCAGUCAACUCUCAGACGGUGACUUCUUUGCAAUCUUAGCAGAUGUCUACGUUGACAUAUUACAGUGUAAGCUGAAGUGCGAAGAAAAUCUGAUGCCUAAUGUUGGGGGAUAUUUCGUGGAGAAAUUUGUGGCCACCGUGUACCACUACCUUCAAUACGCCUACUAUAAGUUGAACGAGGGCCGCAGGGCGGUGCCCUGUGCGUACAGCUACUUCCUAUUUGAACCUGAGGAUCAGGUCAUGGAGCAGAACAUAAAGUAUUAUAAAGCCUACAGUGAACAGUGGGGCCUUCAGCCUGAGCACUUCACACCCAGGACGGAAGCUCUCAAACACUACAACCAGACUGUCACUCAAAAGCAGAUGCUAACGUUUGCAGAGAAAUACUCAGAGUUGGAUGUUGAGGAUUUCCUUGGACCAGAGGAAGCUGUACUUUUUGCCGCUGAGUCUCCUGAUGUCGAGUUUGAAGGGAUGGGAGACUACGAGGAGUCCAUGUAUGCUGACUGGAGGCAGCCGAAAGGCAAAGGAGACGCUGGGGAGUCAGAUAACUGAGAGAGAGAGAGCUGAAAAGCAAGGAUUUACACCACAGCAGAUUGUAAAAUGUUUGUCUUUUUAUACUUUUGAUGAGUCAGUACUCGGAUGAAGAAGUGCAGGCCUUUUCACAUUUCACUUUCACUCUUCUGUCCUCAGUUUCUCAUUUGUAUCCAUCCACUCGGUGUUUUUAAGGAAAUAAAAGUCAAUUCUAA
Scatophagus argus is the source of this 1906-nucleotide messenger RNA. RefSeq names its product endoplasmic reticulum protein SC65-like. NCBI's taxonomy places the organism in Eukaryota, Metazoa, Chordata, Actinopteri, Scatophagidae. The record is from RefSeq and is a predicted model, not a curated record. Bases 432 to 1712 code for a protein of 426 amino acids. Gene Ontology annotation, molecular function: protein binding; collagen binding. Gene Ontology annotation, biological process: peptidyl-lysine hydroxylation; collagen fibril organization. The transcript is spliced from 7 exons. Gene Ontology annotation, cellular component: endoplasmic reticulum.